AACCAAAAGGCGCGCUGAUGGAAAUGAUGGGAAACCGGAUAACGCGCACCGGAGCCCAUGAAUGAUGUAGUGCGUCCUGUCCGGGGGGGGGGCGGGCAGAGAGGCCGAGGAUUGCAGCACCUCCAAUAGGAGGAGGCUAAAAGGGCAGUCUGACAUUUUCCAAGGUCAACCUUGAGGGAUACACGUGUCCACUUCACCAGGGAAACAGAGGAAACAAUAGUAACCAGAUGGGUGCGGUCAGGCCAUUAGAGGGCUGGGCUACAAUGUGAAAACUUUACUGCCAACUGUCCAUCCUGAGGCCACAUGACUGACUGUGUUUCAGAGGGUACGUCAUGCUGUAUUCUUGCUUUGUUAACAUUCCUGAAAAUAGACUUGUAACAAACCAUUCUCCAUAUGGUACAGAAAUCAAAUUAAAGAUAAUUGUAUGAUAUGUAUAUGUAUUGUUAUGUAUAAUAUGCAUAACAAGUGUUCAAGUUGGAACUUUGAAUGGUCAAUAUCUUUACCACCUCAUUCAUUUUAUAAUCAAUUUAUUUACAAUCAUUUUGUAAAUCAAUGUAAUGCUUGUGUCAAGGCACCCUGAAUAACUGCCUAUGCACCAAUUACUUUGAUGUUAUUAAAGUCCAUUUAUGCAUUUGCAAUAUCCACCACCAAAAGAUCAACUUAAAUUCGACCACAGACGAGCCUCCAGCGUGCAGUACCGCACUGACCCGCAGGGCGGCGGUACUGAGCCGUGUUCCCCUCGCAGGCUUCACGGUCUGCUGGUGACCAACAAGCGACUCGAGCACAGUCCGAGUGGAAGCCCGCUCACACGCCGCCACACGCAGGGGUUUCACUUCAACUGGAGGAUUACCCGGAAGACGGGCCUCGCCAAUGAGUCGUCGCUAACCCGGUUCUAACUUCGCCCUUUCUGAGGACCCUUCGGACCCCGCGCCGGAGGGGCGUAGCCUGGAGCUCUUCUUCUUCUUCUUCUUCUUCUCGGAACACCCCUUUCAUUACAAUACAUUCUUACUCAGCUGUUCUGACGCGCGCCGGCUGGACCGCAGACUCGAAUUCAGCUCCCACCAACGCGUUCGGUCUGUAUUUAUAACGUUAUAUUUCGCAGUUUUUAACGACAAUGGCUACGGAAAACAUGGAAAUGAACGGUGAUGCUGACCGAAACAACGGGGCGGAGCUCCCACUGCACGGCCCCGGGAGGAGGUCCCAGGGGCCCCUGAACAUGAACCACUACGCCAACAAGAAGAGUGCAGCAGAGAGCAUGCUGGACGUGGCUCUCCUGAUGGCCAACGCCUCGCAGCUGAAGGCCGUCAUGGAGCAAGGGCCGGACGCCACCUUCUAUGUGCCCCUCAUUACGCUCAUAAGCAUCUCCCUCAUCCUACAAAUCAUAGUGGGGGUUCUGCUCAUCUUCAUCGUUAAGUGGAACCUGAAUGAUGAAAGCACGCACUUCAAGCUGAACAUCAUGGAGAAUAUCACUACAGCAUUUGUCUUUAUCAUCGUCGUGGUCAAUAUCUUCAUCACAGCUUUUGGAGUCCAGCAAACCAACCCAAAAGCUUGAUGGACCCUCACCUCACUCUCCUGCUGAUCUACUAGUAGUAAAGAUGGCCUUCAACAUUAUCAAUGCAACAAAACAAACUGUAUCUAUCCUCCAACCAAAUAACUCAACCUCCCAGGUGGGAGAUGAGCCCGUACACACCGAGGAUCAGGUGACAUGUGUGCUUCUAUGUUUUAGAGUUCACUUCUUCUCUAUCCAUGGUUAUGAACAACUGUAGAGUCAUUUCUUCUUUUAUGUGGUAAAUUACCGUGUUACCUCAUGCUCAGGUCAGUGAUGCUGAUCAUUAUUGCCUUUAAACAAUCAGGAGUAGUAGCCUGAUGUUUUUUAUGCCUUCUAACCUACAUCUUUACGUAAUAAAAAAUUAAAAAACACAGCAUAAUCCAAAUGGCAUGCUUAAGAAUAAGAACUCCUGGACCCUUCAUCUGCUAAUCAGAUGGCAUUAGAUGAUACAUCAGGAUUACUGUCAUUUUUUAAAAUUGUUUACGAUGUUAUAAAUCUGAAAAACAAUGAAGGAAAUGGGCCUUACAUGCCUUACCUUUCAAAGGGAUUUACCUUAAAAUAUAUAUAUAUAUAUUAUUUACUUUGUGUCUGAAGUGUUUGUGUAUGUAAAUAAUGUAAGGACCCCAUUUUUUAUUAUGAUCUUGUUCU
Molecule: messenger RNA, 2197 nt
Organism: Pungitius pungitius (ninespine stickleback)
Lineage: Eukaryota; Metazoa; Chordata; Actinopteri; Perciformes; Gasterosteidae
Gene: ninj1
Product: ninjurin 1
Exons: 4
Coding region: 1115-1552 (145 amino acids)
Biological process (GO): tissue regeneration; cell adhesion
Cellular component (GO): membrane
Source: RefSeq, a predicted model, not a curated record